AUGGAUAAUUUAGUCAAGCAAAGAGGAAGAAGAAGGGUUUCGAUUUCUGAGAACAAACAAACGGAUUUGCCAACGCUACCAGACUUGGCCAUAACCGAUAAUCCAGCACUAAAUUGGCUGAAGAACCAAUCGUAUUGGUACGAGAAAAAUGAUUACUACAACGAGAAAGAAAGCGAAUUCGCAGCAUCUGUUGCGGCUGCUGCGUUCUUCAUUAAAUCAAUGGAAGAAGCUUAUGAAGAAAAGUUGAAAAGAAUAAGAGAACAAAUCAAAAGGUCGCAGACAAAAAAAGCCAAUAUGAUAAUACCUAAAACCGAAGGGAAGAGAUUAAACAAAUCAUAUACUCAAGAGGUGAAAAUUGGAGAAGCUAGUUUCAGAAAAAACCCAUUAGAGUUUACACUAGAUAACCGUCAAGCACAAGAAACUGGCUCAUCAUCUAGAACAUCUGGACUUGCUUCAGUACCAAGUAAAGCAGAUUCUUGGGAAAAAUCUCAAAUCAACAAAAUUAGAUUAAGGUAUGAUAAAAUGAAAGCUGAAAUUGUGGCUUGGGAAAAUGAGAGAAAAUUAGCAGCUAAACUCAAAAUGGAGAAAAGAAAGAGUGAAUUGGAGAAGAGAAAAGAAAUAAAUAAUCAACAUUAUAAGUCAAAAUUAGCAAGGAUCCAACUAAUUGCUGAUGGAGCCAAGAAACAGCUUGAGGAGAAGAGGAGGAGCAAAGAAGAUCAAGUUCAUGGAAAAGUAAAGAAAAUGCGUCGAACUAGCAAAGUUCCUAUCAAUUAUUUCUGCUUUCGGUCAAAUUACGGAGUGAAAGAGCUCACAUGGGAAAAUGGGCAGCUAACGGUCCAUGGUCUAGGCCAAGAAGUCGAACCAACCCCCUCGGCUAAUCCGGUAUGGACUCAAACUCUCAACGGGUGUGAGACUUUGGAGUCUGUGGUCCACCAGGCGGUUCUACAGCCAAGCAAACUACAGCUGCCGAGCCAGGUUGGUCCAAACCACAAUUCUGAAAGCAAGAACGGAUCUUGCUCAAGAAAACGCGGCCAUCCUCAAGAAAUGGACCGUUGGUUCGCUGUUCAAGAAGAGAGCCAUAGAGUUGGUCACAGCGUAACAGCAAGUGCGAGUGGUACUAAUAUGUCUUGGGCGUCUUUUGAAUCUGGUCGGAGCUUGAAGACAGCUAAAACCGGAGACAGAGACUGUUUCCUCUCUGGAUCGGAAACUCAAGACACUGAAGGAGAUGAACAAGAAACGAGAGGAGAAGCAGGGAGAUCUAAUGGAAGACGAGGAAGAGCAGCAGCGAUUCACAACGAGUCCGAAAGGAGACGGCGUGAUAAGAUAAACCAGAGGAUGAGAACACUUCAGAAGCUGCUUCCUACUGCAAGUAAAGCAGAUAAAGUGUCGAUCUUGGACGAUGUAAUCGAACACUUGAAACAGCUUCAAGCUCAAGUUCAGUUUAUGAGCUUAAGAGCCAACUUGCCACAACAGAUGAUGAUGCCACAACUACCUCCACCACAAUCAGUUCUCAGCAUCCAACACCAACAGCAACAACAACAGCAACAGCAGCAGCAACAACAACAACAACAGUUUCAGAUGUCUUUACUUGCAACAAUGGCGAGAAUGGGAAUGGGAGGCGGUGGCAAUGGUUAUGGAGGUUUAGUUCCUCCUCCUCCUCCUCCACCACCAUUGAUGGUCAACAGAGACUGCACCAAUGCUUCUUCCGCCGCUUUAACUGAUCCCUACAGCGUUUUCCUCGCACAGACAAUGAAUAUGGAUAUGUAUAACAAAAUGGCUGCAGCGAUCUAUAGACAACAGUCUGAUCAGACUACAAAGGUAAAUAUGGGCAUGCCCUCAAGUUCUUCGAAUCACGAGAAAAGAGAUUAG
Microthlaspi erraticum is the source of this 1869-nucleotide messenger RNA. The record is from the annotation of a GenBank genome assembly. Lineage: Eukaryota; Viridiplantae; Streptophyta; Magnoliopsida; Brassicales; Brassicaceae.